CAGCAACAAUUUCCCGCAUGCAUUUCCCAACAUUGCAUGUCGAAAUGUUAACAGUUACAGGUGCAUACAUCGGCAACUUAUCGGUCUUGAUUUUGCCACGUAAAAGAAUUUAAAGCGGGGAUUUCUCUUCUCAUAAUUCACGACUUUUUCGCGAACUACUGGCACUUGUCCGGAAACAAAAUUUCUUUGCUUUGCUGACUCUCUCUCACUCUCUAGGGUUUAAGAAGCGGGAUUUUUGUUCUAUCGUGAUCGAAUCCACAUUAGGGGUUUCAGAUGUCAUUUUCGAAGAGUCAUUGAAGUACUUUCAAUUAAUAGUAAAAGACAUGGGAAGUUCACCUGAAGAAUAUGCUGCAUUUGAGGACAAGGUGAAACGUACUGUAUACAUCGACAAUAUUUCACCACAGGUGACAAACGCUGUUUUGAAAACUGCCUUAGGACAGUUUGGAACUGUCAAAACUGUUCAAUUCAUUCCAAACUAUUUUGAACCGAAGAUCAUACCACAGUGUGCCUUGGUGGAGAUGCAGACAGAAAAGCAAGCCAAGGCGAUCAUAUAUGAGAUGAACAACUAUCCGUUUAUGAUGUCUGGUAUGCCGAGGCCCGUUAGAGCAUUUGCUGCUGAAAUGGAAAUGUUUGCAGAUCGUCCAACAAAUCCUUCCCGGGGGAGGAUAACUUGCCAGUGGUUGGAACGUACCGAUCCAGACUAUGAGGUGGCACGGAGGCUAAAGCAACUUACCCUGAAACAUGCUGAAGCGGCUUCAUAUCUUUUGCGGGUUGAAUUGGAGGAUGAAGAAAAGCUUGCAAUGCAGCAGUCAGAGAUGCUCAAGGCAAAUCAUAAGAAGUUAGAGAUGCUGGAAAACCUGUUCUCUGAUGGAUCUUUUUGGCGCUUGGCGCGUCGAUACAAUAUUAAUGUGGCAGAUGAAAUAUAGUCUUAGGAUCUUUUCUGGUGCUUUCACAUGGCAUACAUCAUAACUUUUAAGCCAUUUUUGCUUGUAAAGUUUUCUUUCAUCUCCCAUGAAGAAAAGAAUAACCUUCAAAACCUUUCAAUGAAGGCGGCUACUUACAGUCAGGUUACACUAGACCUGGAAAUUUGAUAGUACAGAUCAUACUAGAUAGUGAUCCUGCAAUGCACUGGGAUGGGUUUUUUCUUUGUAUUCAAUUACGGUAUCUCUUGAUUAUUACUGCCUCCAUUUCUGGAAAAGAGAUACUUUCACUUUUCCAAAAACAGAGAGAGUAUUAUUUUUUAUGAUGGUAGUUUUUGUAUA
This is a messenger RNA of Papaver somniferum (opium poppy), 1262 nucleotides long. RefSeq lists its product as uncharacterized. The coding region runs from base 324 to 926 and encodes 200 amino acids. Gene Ontology annotation, molecular function: RNA binding. The transcript has 3 exons. Lineage: Eukaryota; Viridiplantae; Streptophyta; Magnoliopsida; Ranunculales; Papaveraceae. The record is from RefSeq and is a predicted model, not a curated record.